Loa loa (African eye worm) is the source of this 3591-nucleotide messenger RNA. Its product is annotated as alanyl-tRNA synthetase. Bases 6 to 2909 code for a protein of 967 amino acids. The record is from RefSeq and is a predicted model, not a curated record. Lineage: Eukaryota; Metazoa; Nematoda; Chromadorea; Rhabditida; Onchocercidae. Gene Ontology annotation, cellular component: cytoplasm; mitochondrion. The transcript has 20 exons. Gene Ontology annotation, molecular function: nucleic acid binding; amino acid binding; aminoacyl-tRNA deacylase activity. Gene Ontology annotation, biological process: tRNA modification; alanyl-tRNA aminoacylation.
UUUAGAUGAAAGCAUUAACCUGUGAUGAAAUACGCGCCACCUUCAUUAAUUUCUUCAAGGAUCGUGAACAUACAUAUGUACAUUCAUCAUCUGUCAUUCCUUUCGAUGAUCCAACGCUGUUGUUUGCUAAUGCUGGGAUGAAUCAAUAUAAGCCCAUAUUUUUGGGCACGGUGGAACCAUCGAGUGAAAUGGCGAAGCUCAAGCGAGCAGUAAAUACUCAGAAAUGCAUUCGAGCAGGUGGUAAGCAUAACGAUUUGGAUGAUGUUGGCAAAGACGUCUAUCAUCACACAUUUUUCGAAAUGCUCGGAAAUUGGUCAUUUGGGGAUUAUUUUAAGUUGGAAGUAUGCAACUGGGCAUGGGAACUGUUGACGAAAGUAUUAGGAAUACCUGGAGAACGCUUAUAUGUUUCUUACUUUGGUGGCGAUGAUAAGACUGGCCUUGAUGCCGAUGAAGAAUGCCGACAAAUAUGGCUGAAUAUCGGAGUACCGCCGUCACAUAUUUUGUCGUUUGGAAUGAAAGACAACUUCUGGGAGAUGGGUGAUGUUGGACCAUGUGGACCGUGUUCCGAAAUACAUUAUGAUCGUAUAGGUGACAGAGACGCUUCACACUUAGUGAAUGCCGAUGAUCCAAUGGUUGUUGAAAUAUGGAAUCUUGUUUUCAUUCAGUUCAACAGAGAGGAAGACGGCUCGUUGAAGCAGUUACCACAUAAACAUAUUGACUGUGGUUUAGGUUUCGAAAGGCUUGUUGCAGUUUUGCAAAAUAAACUAUCAAAUUAUGACACAGAUGUCUUCACACCUCUCUUUAGCGCCAUACAUAAUGGCACAAAGGUACGCCCUUAUAGCGGCAAAGUAGGUGCUGAUGAUGUUGAUGGCAUCGAUAUGGCUUAUCGAGUAGUUGCUGAUCAUAUUCGCACUCUUUGCAUCGCCUUAUCUGAUGGCGGACGACCAGAUAAUACCGGCCGUGGGUAUGUUUUGCGGCGUAUUCUCCGUCGUGGUAUACGUUAUGCUAAUGAAAAAUUAUCAGCUACACCAGGUUUUUUAUCGUCAUUGGUGCCGACUGUUGUUAAUUUACUUGGAAAAACAUUUCCGGAGUUACACAAAGACCCACAAACCGUUAUGGACAUCAUCAAUGAUGAGGAAAAACAGUUUUUGAAAACACUUAACAAAGGACGGACGCUAUUCCAGAAAGCGGCCACACGUCUUCAGGAACGCAAUAUUUUGCCUGGUAAUGUUGCAUGGCGUCUAUAUGACACGUACGGAUUUCCACUAGAUUUAACUCAACUUAUGGCUGAAGAAAGAGGUCUCCUAAUCGACUUUGAAGCAUUCGAAAAUUGCAGACAACAAGCUGCUGAAAUAUCUGCUGCUCGUGCCAAUAAGAUGCGUGAUGCGAUUGAUUUGGAUGUCAGUGCUAUUUCGGAAUUGAAAAACAAAGGGAUUCCAGUAACAGAUGACUCACCGAAGUAUAAAUAUUACCCCUUACCUCCCGAAAAUCAGCAAACGAUGUACAAUUUCGAGAAAUGUGAAGGCAUCAUUCUUGCUUUGCGGAAGGACAAGAUAUUUGUGGAUACUUUGAAUUCGGAGGAUUUCGGUGCAAUAAUUCUUGACAGAACUAAUUUUUAUGCUGAACAGGGUGGACAGUUAUUUGAUACUGGUGUUCUCAGGGAAGUUGAUAAGGGUAGUGAAUUUAUUGUAAGCAACGUCCAGAUCCGUGGUGGAUACGUCGUACUUGUAGGUACUGUGGAAGGAGAAUUAUCUGUGGGCGAUAAAGUAAUUCAAGCAAUCGAUGAGGAGCGUCGCAAUCUAAUAAUGAAGAAUCACACCGGAACCCAUGUUCUGAAUUUUGCGUUGAGGAAAGUUGUUGGUGAAGUUGAACAAAAGGGUUCAUUAGUUGCUCCAGACAGGCUUCGAUUUGAUUUAACUUCCAAGCAGCCUCUAACCUAUGAACAGAUAAAAAUAGUGGAAGAAGAAUCGCAAAUGUUAAUUGAUACCAAUGCAACAGUGUUUGCUAAAAAUGCUCCACUAGCGGAAGCUCGUCAAAUCAACGGAUUACGAGCAGUUUUUGAAGAGGCUUAUCCUGAUCCAGUAAGGAUAGUGAGUGUUGGAGUACCUAUCGAAGAACUUUUGAAAGACAAGGAUGGCGAUUUAGCUGUCAACACUGCUGUUGAAUUCUGUGGUGGCACACAUUUGCAUAACGUUGGCCAUAUUGGCAAACUAGUAAUCACUGUGGAAGAGGCUAUUGCGAAAGGUAUUCGACGAAUUAUUGCGCUUACGGGACCAGAAGCUUUUCGAGCGAUCCACCGCGCUGAUCGAAUAGAACAACGAGUGGAAGAAGCACAUAAUGAAAUAGCUACUGACCGCAUUGUAACUCUAGAUAAAACACAGUUUAAAACUGCAUCCAAAAGAAUUCAUGAUUUGUUUGAGGAAAUUAACCAGUCACAACUACCGUACUGUCGUAAAGAGAGCAUUCGAAAAAAAGCAAAAGCGCUCCAAAAAUUAUUAGAUAUGCGCGAUCGUGAAGCGAAGGCAGCUGUUACUGAUAAGGUGCAGCAGGAAGCUCGUGAAUUGGAUGCUUCGUUAAAUGGUGAUACUCUAUACACUGUUCAUAUUUUCAGUAAAGGUGCCAAUGGGAAAGUAUUAGAUGGUGCUCUAAAAUCGAUAAAGAAAUCGCAUGCUGUUAUGGGAUUCUCAAUUAACGAUGAUAUUGGCAAAGUAGUCGUUGUGGCACGUGUUUCCAAGGAUGUUGCAAACAAAGGACUGCAAGCGUCAGAAUGGAUUUCAAAAGUAUGCAGAGUCCUUGAUGGUCGAGGAGGUGGUACAGUGAUACAAGCACAAGCUACGGGAAACAAUACUGAAUUAGUAGAGGAAGCUGCUCAAAUCGCUCUGAAGUUUGCAGAAGUUACGCUUUCUUGAUCUCUUAUUUCGAUUUAAAUAGAUUCCUUUAAUAUAAGCGUUUUAAUGGUUCAGGAGUUCUGCUGUCUAAAAUGAAUGUUUCAUGGACAGAAUUUCCAGAAAUUUCAAUCAAGAAUCAGUAAUCUUACUGUCAUUCAAGUCAUCGUAUUUUUAGUUCUUUUGAACUUACAAAUGUUGCUUUUUUCUUUAUAUGCGGAAAUUUUUCCGAAAAUUCACACUUUUGGAUUACCGUAAAUGUUUACGUAUUGCAGAAUUUUUCAGCGUAAUUCAUUAUAUUACUAAAAUUUGACUCUUCAUAUUCAUAUUUUUGUAAAACGAAAGAUGAGGCGAACCUUUAGAGGAUGGUUUACCUUUCACUGCAUAUUUAAUCAGUUCAAGUUUUACCUGAUCAGCAUUUCACAUUUCGAAGGUUUCGCAUCUCUCGGCUAUAUCAUGUCUUUGUUAGUUACAUUUUUUCUACGACAUUAUACAUUUGUCUCAUGCCCCCGAUUCGCUCAAUUCUAGCAUGUUUUAAACAUGUGACAUGCCUUAAAAAAAUAUUAAGACCACCAACGCUCUAUAAAGAAAAACUUCUACGAAAUAGUAAAGAAUCAGAAGACAUUCAUCCCAUCCUCCCUUUCUGCAGAAUUUUUGCUUGUUCCUUGUAAUCCUUAAUUGCUUCGCAAAGCUUUCAGUGUAUCUG